AUGGUAUCUACUGGUAUCUACGUAGCUACUGGAAAGCUACCACAGAGUCCUAAAAAGUUUACAGGAGCCAAGAUGGCAGAGCAAGAAGAAGAUUUCAGUUCUCUACCCCUCCCAGAUAGAUUUCAACACAAGAUAUGGAAAGUAAGAAAGGCAGCAUAUGAAGAUGCAGCAAAACAAUUCGAGAUCACACCAGAUGAACAUGACCAGUGUUUAAAACCAUUUCUUAACGACCCUGGAUUGUGGAAGGGAGCGGUGGCAGAUUCGAACGUUGCGGCACAACAAGAUGGUAUCGCGGCAUUAUGCGCUUUCUUAAAGUUUGGUGGGCGCGAACAUUGUACCAGGACACGAAGUCAUACAUUAACUUCCUUGGUCGAGAAGGGAUUGAGUUCAACAAGGGCUGCUACCAAAGCAUCUGCGCUCGAAGCCCUAUUGUUAUAUGUCGAACUGGAUGUAGCUGCCCCUGUCAUCGAAGAGCUUCUUCCUGCAUUGUCGCAUAAACAACCAAAAAUUGUCGCAGCGACAGUAACUGCAAUAACCGCUAUAUAUCAUGAAUAUGGAUGUAAGACAGUGGAUCCUAAGCCCGUUCUCAAAGUUCUCCCAAAACCAUUCGGUCAUGCAGAUAAGAAUGUACGUGCGGAAGCUACAAAAUUGGCUAUCGAGUUUUAUAGAUGGUUACGAGAGGCCAUGAAGCCAAUGUUUUGGGGGGAUCUCAAACCUACACAACAGACCGAUAUGGAAGCUCAAUUUGAACAGAUCAAGGGGGAGCCAGCGCCGAAACAAGAACGAUUCCUCAGAUCACAACAAGCAGCAAUGUCUAGGGCACCUCCCCCAGGUGAAGGUGGUGCAGAAGAGGAGGAUGAGUUAGAGGCUGAAGGUGUCGAGAUUGAUGCAUUUGACUUAGCUGAACCACAAGAUGUAUUAUCCAAGGUCCCUGCAAAUUUCCACGAACAGUUAGCUUCGUCAAAAUGGAAAGAGCGAAAGGAAGCGCUGGAGGCUCUAUACACCUGUGUCAAUGUUCCUAGAAUCAAAGAUGCCGAUUUCGGCUUGAUAGUUCACGGUCUGGCGAAAUGCAUGAAAGACGCUAAUAUUGCAGUUGUCACUCAAGCUGCACAGUGUGUUGAAGUUUUAGCUCAAGGUUUACGAAAGGGGUUCGCCAAAUAUAGAUCCGUCAUUCAAAGCCCCAUUAUGGAGAGAUUAAAAGAGAAGAAGGCAUCAGUUGCAGAUGCUUUAGGUGCAGCACUUGAUCAGGUAUUUGCAGCAACGAGCUUGACUGAGUGUUUGGAAGAAACUAUUGAGUUCUUGAAACACAAGAAUCCUCAAGUUAAAGAGGGAACCGUUAAGUUUUUAAUUAGAUCGCUCAGGACAACUCGAGAAGCUCCCUCCAAAGCCGAAGUAACUCAGAUUUCAGAAGCUGCAAAGAAGUUACUCGCGGAAUCGAGUGAAGUACUGAGAUCUAGUGGAGCCGAAGUAUUGGGUACGAUAAUGAAGAUUAUGGGCGAGCGUGCAAUGGGACCACACCUUGAAGGACUGGAUGAUAUUCGGAAAACCAAAAUCAAGGAAUUCUUCGACAUUGCAGAAGUCAAGGCAAAGGAUAAGCCUAAGCCUCCUCCCGCCCCUGUAGCUCCUAAAGCCGCCCCAGCAGCAGGCCCUAAGAAAAUGGUAAAGAAGACAGUCGCAAAGAAGCCACCUCCACCACCAAGUGCUUAUGCCCAACAAGCUCCAUUAGAGCCCCAGCCUACAGCAAGAAGUGCCGCUGGACUAAAGAAGCCAGGUGGUCUUGGACUGAAACCACCAGGUAAAAAAGUGGUACCACCAGCACUUGCUUCACCUAAACGUAACGCCCCAUCACCAGUUCCGAUUGAAGAAGAAGCUCCACCUCCACCUCGUGUAGGUUUAGGUCGUGGACCAGCUGGUCGAUCAUUGGCAAAAGCACCAUCCGCUAAUGCAGCUCCUCCCAUGUCCUCAAUGUCACCUCCACCGAAUGCCGGUUUGACUGCUUUGGAGAAAGCUGAGCUGGAAGAACUGCGAUUGGACAAAGAUCGAUUAUUACGCCAAGCUGACGAAAUGCGCCAAGAACGCUCAAGACUAUUUUCAGAAAUUCAAGAAUUGAAGAAUCAAAAUGCACAGCUAAUAGAGGAUCAUACACGAGACGUUUUAUCAAUCAAGGCAAAGGAAACCCAACUUGUUCGUUCGAGAGCAGAUGCCGAAACGGCGGAAGCAAUGUGUGCGCAAUUAAGGAGGGAGCAAAACAGAUUAAAGCAUGCUUUAUCAGCCGCCGAAAGAGCCAGUAACCAUAGCCCAUCGAGGGGAUUAUCGAGCCCCGGACGUGAUGGAGCACAUGAUGAAGCUGGCAAUCACCGCGAAUCUAUGUAUGGCGCUCCUUCAGACAGUGGACGCCCAGAUUAUAGAAGUCGCCCUCGUAUGUCUAUCACAUCUUCAAUUGGAGAAGAUCAUUCAAACGGGGCUGGUCCUUAUGGUCGAAAUAUGUUAAGUCCUGAUUUGGAACCUACAAGUAAUGGAAGAUCAAGUGCUGCUAGUGGUAGUGGCAGGGCUAGCCCAGCACCACCAUCUUACACAAGUGAUCGCAUGUCUAGAACUGGUAGUAUUCCUAGUGGCAAUGGAACAGGUGUAGAAAGCUGGAAGAGGGCUGCCGAGGUCACAAGUGCUUUGAAGGCAAAAAUUGAGCUUAUGAAGGCACGACAAAACAUAUCCAAACACUAA
Messenger RNA from Botrytis sinoallii, 2721 nucleotides. RefSeq lists its product as uncharacterized. The record is from RefSeq and is a predicted model, not a curated record. Gene Ontology annotation, biological process: establishment or maintenance of microtubule cytoskeleton polarity; microtubule polymerization; mitotic spindle organization. NCBI's taxonomy places the organism in Eukaryota, Fungi, Ascomycota, Leotiomycetes, Helotiales, Sclerotiniaceae. The transcript is spliced from 4 exons. The coding region runs from base 1 to 2721 and encodes 906 amino acids. Gene Ontology annotation, molecular function: microtubule plus-end binding; microtubule plus end polymerase activity. Gene Ontology annotation, cellular component: spindle pole; spindle pole body; kinetochore.